Messenger RNA from Mycena citricolor, 1360 nucleotides. Lineage: Eukaryota; Fungi; Basidiomycota; Agaricomycetes; Agaricales; Mycenaceae. The record is from the annotation of a GenBank genome assembly.
CUGACAUUACUUUAUCUCUAGAGACGUUUGCCAGCUUGAGCUCCAGUUCAGCUAUUUCCUUGAUGAUUUUGGGGGCUGUCUCUUUAGGUUUGGGCGUUGUUUUCCACAGUCCGAUUGAAGUAUGAACUCUGCAAGGUUUCUGUCUUUCAUUAUGUGUGCUGGCCAGACCCAUCGUCCUUUGCCAACUGUUGGGGCGUCCGCCGUUGUGAUUUUGGCCCAGACAAGGUCGUGAUCUGUCUCGAUGCCUAUACGUUGUAUUCCCCAGUCGAAGGUGUUCUCAAAGCUAGCAGUCUUUACGUAUAUCCUGUCUAUACGUGACAGGGCUCCGCCAAGCGCAUGUGGUUGCCUGAAGGUAUAGUUCCUUGUAUCGGGAGCAUCUACCGCGUUCUUAUCGUCCUCGUGAGCUGGAAGUCUAUCAAUCGCCGCCUCGACUAUAUUGGUGUCGCCCACCAUGAGGUCUGGUCUUCCAGUCCUUGGGUUGUCUUCGAAGAAUUUAUCGAUAUCUUCCCAGAAUUGCCUGUUUUCGGCGGGGUUAUUGGGUGCAUAUACUCCGAGGAUAGAUAGCGGGCUUCCAUCUGCCUGUUGUAUCUUCAGUAUCAUAGCCCGUCCUGGUACUACAGUGAGUGAUUCUAUUGUGUCCACUCUUGCAAGGUUCUUGUUGAUGACGAACGCCAGCCCAGCCGCGUUGGGUGACCGCGGGUUCUCUGUGAACUCAAUUCGCAACUUACGGCCAAAUAUCUUGCUUACAUUAUCUUUGCGCUCUUGGUUCAUGUGCGCCUCACCCACAACUAGUACUGCGAUUUUCUGCUCCCUGAGGAUCUGCCAUAUCCCAAGCCAUUUGUUGUCGGGAUGGUGCACAUUCAGGUUCCCGUGGCCUCGUAUGUUGAGACCAGCAACUUUCAGCGCUGUCUUCAUCUUCUUUCUCACAGCACUCUGUCCGUUUCGCGGUCGCUCUGCGCUUGGGUGUGUGGGAGGCAGGGUAGAUUGGUUCCUUAUUGGCGUUUCACCAUUAUGGUAUGUAGCGGGGCACUGUCCUUGCGUCUCUCUGACAUUUCCGCCUUCAGCGGUCCCUUGGUCUUGGGAUGGUGUUUCGCUCUGAGACCCAUGCGCGUUCUGCGCGUUAGCACUAGCAAUAGUGCCCCCUGGUCCACGCACUGUGUCCUCAGCUUCCCUUUCUUCUUGGGGGGGUAGCUGUCUCUCAGCUCCCUGCGCUCUCUGCGCAUGACUGGCCCUGUCGUCUGGGCUGGGUAACUGUUGCCCAGUUCCCUGCGCGCUCUGCGCAUCAGCACAUCCACUUGUGCCCCCCGAUCUGCUCGCUGCAGUCGGAGUUGCGUCCCAGGGCCCAUCAUCGGUUCCUCGG